Pollicipes pollicipes is the source of this 2055-nucleotide messenger RNA. RefSeq lists its product as uncharacterized. NCBI's taxonomy places the organism in Eukaryota, Metazoa, Arthropoda, Thecostraca, Pollicipedomorpha, Pollicipedidae. The coding region runs from base 1 to 2055 and encodes 684 amino acids. The record is from RefSeq and is a predicted model, not a curated record. The transcript is spliced from 6 exons.
AUGAGCAGCACCACGCUGACGGACGUACCGCACUCGGACACGGCGCUCACGCCCGAGACGCGCGCCGCGCCCGACGAAUACCAGGUGCGCCGCGAGCAGAGCGGCUACGACGCGCGCGCCGCCGCCCGCGCGCUCGAGCAGGAGCAGCGGGAACGCGCCAGCAACGAGCAGCUGCGCCACCAGUCGACGGGCCCGCCCGGCACCUGGACCCCGGCGGCGCCCGACGACGCCGAGCCCGAGCAGUCCGUCUACUCGAGCGCGUCGGGCCGCGACCAGACGAGCCGCUGGCAGACGGACGAGUCGGCCGUCGACGACGGACAGGAGUACAGCAGCAUAUUCGGAGGCGACGCGUACCCGGGUCAGGAACCGGAUGAGCUGUACGAGGGCGAGGAGGAGGAAUACUACGGCCAGGGGCAGACGUAUGGAGGCGAAGAAGAGGGCUAUGGCGAAAGGGAGAUGUACGAAGGCGAGGAAGGUAUGUACCAGCAGCAGAUGUAUCAAGGAGGCGAACAGCAAAUGUAUCAACAAGGCGAACGGCAAAUGUACCAACAGGGCGAACAGCAAAUAUACCAAGAGGGCGAACAGCAAAUGUACCAACAAGGCGAGGAGCAAAUGUACCAACAGGGCGAACAGCAAAUGUACCAGGAGGGCGAACAGCAAAUGUACCAGGAGGGCGAACAGCCGGUGUACCAGGGCGGUGACGAGGCGGAUCAACCACGGAUGUAUGUGGGUGCCGAUGGCAUCUAUCCAGUGUCGGACGAGGCGGAGCAACCGCAGAUGUACGUCGGCGCCGACGGCAUCUACCCGAUACCGACGGGCGUGGAUGCCGACGGCGUGCCGGCCGACGCCACCUCGCCAGACGUGUCGUCGCUGCGCACGGCCGACCUCUCGUCGCUGGGCACCUCUGACGUCUCGACGGCUCGCUCUUCCGAGCUAUCUGCGCUGACCGGCGGCGUGCCGGCCGGCGAGACAUUCGACUCGACCAACACAGCGUACCAGGGCGCGCCCGGCGACCCGGGCGACCCGGCGCUGGCCGGCCAGUUCAUCGCGCUCGACGACUCGGCUGGCGCCUCGCUGAGCCGCGGUGCCGACUCAACUCUGGCCACGGCUGCUUCCCGGUCGCUGGGCUCGAUGGCCGGGUCGGAGCCCUCCGACGGCGCGCCGCCGCCCGACCGGAGCGGCACCUCGGGCGUGUACUCAGAGCCGUCGCAGAGCGUCGCCGCUGUCGCCGCAGCCGCCGCCUCCGACGCCUACAUGCAGCGCUACAGUGAGGUGAUGGAGAAGCUGUCGGAGGUGCAGCAGCGGCGCGACGAUCUGAUGCGCAGCUACUCGUCCGUUGCGGGCGAGCUGGCGACGACGCGCAGCUCGACCAGCGGCCGGCCGCGGCCGCCGCCCACGCUCAGUCGGGCCUCGGUCGAGGGCAUGGCGCCGCACGAGCUGAGCACCAUCCAGGAGGGAGACGCCACGGGCCGCUCGCGCACCCCGCUGAUGGAGAGCGGCGGCGCGGCCGACGCGGCGACUGGCCAGCCAGGCGACGUCACCUCCACGGGCAGCCUGCUGUCCCGCACCGGACCGCCUCCGGGCGGCGCGCCGGCCGCCGCCGGUCAGGACGACACGCUCAGCCAGCUUUCCAACCUGACCAGCUCGCAGGAGUACUUCUCGCAGGAGUCGCCGCGGCCCGGCUCGGCGGCGGCGGUUCUGGCUCAGCGCUCCGGUCCGCUGGCCGCGCUCGGCUCGACGUCCGAGGUGUCGCUGCGCAGCUCGGCGCUGGAGCGCGCGCUCGAGGCGUCGCGCGAGGCCAUCCGCUCCGUCAGUGGCGGCGGCUCGUUCAGCACUAUGUCGGCGCGUACGGCCAGCACUGGCGGCGGCGUCACGGCGCCGGCACGCCCCACCUCGGGCGCCAGCUCGCCAGACGUCGGUGCUAUUAUCAGCAAGCUGGGCAUGAGGUCGCGCUCUGGCCCGCUGGCGGCGCACGCCAACAGCUCCGGCUCUAGCUCCGGCUCACCUAUGCAGCCGGCCGACUUCACCAUACCGCAGUCGGACGACGAGGACUAG